This is a messenger RNA of Apodemus sylvaticus (European woodmouse), 599 nucleotides long. RefSeq names its product protein S100-A6. The record is from RefSeq and is a predicted model, not a curated record. NCBI's taxonomy places the organism in Eukaryota, Metazoa, Chordata, Mammalia, Rodentia, Muridae. The transcript is spliced from 4 exons. The coding region runs from base 140 to 409 and encodes 89 amino acids. Gene Ontology annotation, cellular component: perinuclear region of cytoplasm; cytoplasm; nucleus. Gene Ontology annotation, molecular function: calcium ion binding; S100 protein binding.
GGCGUGCCAGCACUCCCUGGGCGGACCUCACGGAUGCUGGCCACUAUAAGGCCAGCCAGACUGCGACACAGUCCAUCCCCCUCGACCACUCCUUUGGCGCUUCGCUGUCGAUCGUGCGCUUCUAGUCCCGUGGUCAGUCAUGGCAUGCCCCCUGGAUCAGGCCAUCGGCCUUCUCGUGGCCAUCUUCCACAAGUACUCUGGCAAGGAAGGUGACAAGCACACCCUGAGCAAGAAGGAGCUGAAGGAGCUAAUCCAGAAGGAGCUCACCAUUGGCGCUAAGCUGCAGGAUGCUGAAAUUGCAAGGCUGAUGGAUGAUCUGGACCGGAACAAGGAUCAGGAAGUAAACUUCCAGGAGUAUGUCGCCUUCCUGGGGGCCUUGGCUUUGAUCUACAACGAAGCUCUGAAAUAAAAUGGGAAGGAGAGCUGCCUCUGGGGUCUGCCUCCGUCAAAUCCAGUGGGUGCAGGGCCUGGUGGUGGAAGGAGAUGCUUGGUGCCUCAGGAGGCCUGCAGGCAGGCUUUGCUGUGUGUCAGGAUCACAAGACUAGAGAGGAGCUGAAGAUGCAGAGUCCAUCUGCUAAAUAAAACUUCUCCUCACUGAG